This is a messenger RNA of Funneliformis mosseae, 473 nucleotides long. The record is from the annotation of a GenBank genome assembly. NCBI's taxonomy places the organism in Eukaryota, Fungi, Glomeromycota, Glomeromycetes, Glomerales, Glomeraceae.
GAGUACCAAGACGAUCAUCAACACCAGAAGUACCAAUACCAUUAUCAUCAACAGAAAGUGCAAGGUCUAGCACGGAAAUGACUAACAGUGCUUCCGUAUGUAAAGAACAUGGUUCUAAAGAUGAUACUUCCGAAGAUGAUCUCCUAAUGAAAUCCCCUGUUGAUAUCACCGUCGAUUGCAAACUAAUUGUCAAGAAUAUGUGUGUUAGAUCAAAAAUGGAGCAAUGGCGUCGCUCAUCAAGACAUGUUGAAGAAAUACAUAAACAAGACCUAAUGCGUUAUAAUAUUCUUGAUACGGCCAGAUCUUCUGCAACAGAAGCACGAAAUCUCUUCGGGAAGCAUUGGGGUGAUAUUAUUGGAACAAUAGAAGAAUUUUUAACGUCUAGCCCCGAUGCAACAUCAUUAGCUCCAGAAUCUGCUUCCACUUUAGCUUCGAUUGACCAAGGACAUAGAUCAAGAUGGAAGGGCAGAUGA